This is a messenger RNA of Sphaeramia orbicularis (orbiculate cardinalfish), 4827 nucleotides long. RefSeq names its product calcium/calmodulin-dependent protein kinase kinase 2 (gene camkk2). The record is from RefSeq and is a predicted model, not a curated record. Gene Ontology annotation, molecular function: ATP binding; protein serine/threonine kinase activity. The transcript is spliced from 19 exons. Gene Ontology annotation, biological process: CAMKK-AMPK signaling cascade; protein phosphorylation. The coding region runs from base 392 to 2179 and encodes 595 amino acids. Lineage: Eukaryota; Metazoa; Chordata; Actinopteri; Kurtiformes; Apogonidae.
GUUAUUUUGAGCUUGUGAGAUAAACGAAAGGGGGAACAAAACCAAGCCUACACAUCCACCUCCGCAGCUGCUGGUUUGUCUGACCCGUGUCGCUAUGAAACUUUAACUGUCUGCAGCCGUUUUCCCUGCACUUCCUCCGGCAGAAACACGGGACCUGUGUGCCCAGCUGGAUUGGUCCUUCAUAACAUCGCUGAUCAGUCUGUGGAUGCUCUCCGUUCCACAAACAGCUACGUUAGCUAGCUGUCGUGCAAAGCUACUCACACCUCCGCGGAAGACGGACAACAUCAUCCAAAUACUGAGUUUUAAGCCUGACAUACGCCUUUAAGGCACCCUCCCUCUUGAAGUUCUCAUCUGAUGGAGCAGUGGUUGUCAGGCUUUGUAAAGAGGCACCAUGUUUCCUUGCCAUGUAACGCCCUGGCCCUCUGCUGAACCACCAGCCUCAUGUGGCAACCAUGUAACCCCUACACAGCCCUCACAGCCAUUGCCUGAUCUGCUGUGCAGCUGUCCAGCUCCGCCUUCUGACACUCACUCUGAAACACCCUCCCCGGACCCCAUGGAGUCCCUCAUCGUUGUUACAGAGUAUGAACCCAGCCGACCACCAGGAGAAGUUGGGGAAGAGGAGGUGGAGGAAAUGGACAGCUCUGAGGUGCCCGAGCCAGCUUCCUCUGGAGUAGCACCUUUCCGGGCUCCAUCCUGUGACCUGCUGUCCCACACAGUUGGCCGGCCAGAGGCUUUACUCCCAGAAAGCCAAGAGCAAAGGGGAAGACUAAACCUGUCAGACAGGAAACUAUCUCUGCAAGAACGCUCACAAACAGCAUCAUCACCUUGCAGCUCUCCUGGACUCAAUGGGCGCUAUAUUUACCCAUCUUUGCCCUACUCCCCUAUAACAUCUCCCCACUCGUCUCCUCGCCUUCCACGCAGGCCAACUGUAGAGUCCCACAGUGUUUCCAUCACAGACCUUCAGGACUGUGUUCAACUCAACCAGUACAAGCUGAAGGAUGAGAUUGGAAAGGGGUCCUAUGGUGUUGUCAAGCUGGCAUACAACGAAGAUGACAACACAUACUAUGCGAUGAAGGUGUUGUCCAAGAAGAAGCUGAUGAGACAGGCAGGUUUCCCACGGAGACCACCCCCUCGUGGAGCAAAAGCAGUUCCUGAAGGGCCCCCUCAGCUGAAAGGACCCCUGGAGCGGGUCUAUCAGGAGAUUGCCAUCCUGAAAAAGUUGGACCAUCCUAAUGUAGUGAAACUAGUUGAGGUUUUGGAUGACCCCAGUGAGGACCAUCUGUACAUGGUUUUCGAGCUGGUCAAGAAAGGAGCUGUGAUGGAGGUGCCAACAGAUAAACCUUUUAGUGAGGACCAGGCUCGCUUUUACUUCCAAGAUCUGCUAAGGGGAAUUGAGUACUUACAUUACCAGAGGAUCAUCCACCGAGACAUUAAACCCUCAAAUCUGUUAGUGGGAGAAGACGGACACAUCAAGAUAGCAGACUUUGGGGUUAGUAACCAGUUUGAAGGGUCCGAUGCCCUUUUGACCAGUACAGUAGGAACGCCAGCUUUUCUCGCCCCUGAAGCGCUCUCUGAGACCAGAAAGAACUUCUCUGGAAAGGCUUUGGAUGUUUGGGCUAUGGGAGUGACACUUUACUGCUUCGUCUUUGGAGUGUGUCCUUUUAUGGAUGAGCGCAUCCUCAGUCUUCAUCAGAAAAUAAAGACACAACCUGUGGAGCUGCCUGAACAUGCUGACAUAUCUGACGACCUCAAAGAUUUGUUGCUUAAAAUGUUGGACAAAAAUCCAGAGACCAGAAUAUCAAUCCCACAAAUUAAGGUUCACCCGUGGGUAACAAGGCAUGGUGCAGAGCCGCUCCCUCCAGAGGAUGAUAACUGUUGUAUGCUGAUAGAAGUGACUGAAGAGGAGGUGGAGAAUUCUGUUAAACACAUCCCAAGCCUGGCCACUGUAAUUCUUGUGAGAACCAUGCUGAGGAAGCGCUCCUUUGGGAACCCUUUUGACUGGGGUCGUAAAGAAGACCGGAACAAUCUGGGAGCUCCAGGGCAAAUGCUCACAAAAGGCAGAGCAGGCAAAGUGAGACACUGCUACAUUCAUUCUAACCAAAGAAGGAAACAAGAAAGUGGGGAUGGCAUGAAGAGCAUGGAUCUGCCCUACGUGGGAGAGGAUGAGGUUCUUUCCUGAUGCAGAGGGUUUAUUAUGCACGUUGGUAUUAAGCUGCCUGCAACUACACAGCACGACACCCUUUACUCACAGUUUUAUAUACUGUCAGCCAACCCCUGCACAUACGUUUCCUGGGAGGUGGACAAAUGUGACCAACACCGACAAAAGGAGAGAGAUUAAGGAUUUAUGGCACUUUUGACAACCUUUUUAAAGCUAUUAUUCGAUAAUCUCCUGGAUUAAGGUUCUCUUUGGAGGUUUUAGGACUUGUGACAGACAUGAACCUUCCAGGAGAGGAUUCUCUUGGACUUUGUUCAACCCUUACUGUCCUUAUCUUAUCCUGCAUGCAUUUACAGUACUAGCAUGCUCUGUCUCAGGCUUAAACUGUACAGUUUCUGUGUUCUAUUGUAGUUUAACCACUUGUGUUUAUCCUUGUCUUUACUUGACAAUACUUUCAGGUAUACAGGGCGUGGGAGCAGGAGAUGAUGUGAUGUUUCCUCAGAGCGGUGGGUGUGUAAGUUAAUGAGAGUGGCUCUCUACCAUCACCAUUAUAUUCUCUUUAGUAGAGCAGGAAUCUUGACAACGAUUGUCUAGUUCACUCGCAUUGGAGUGGCCAGUUGUGUACGAUAUUUUAGAGUGAAUAUUCUGUACAGUUUUCCCAAAAUGAAAAAGGGAAGUGAAAAAAUGUUUACUCCAUUAUAUGCAUGUGUUUACUUUCCCAAUGCAAACACUGUAUAAGCUAUUUAUAAUCAUUUACACAUGUAUAGACAUACCUUUUUAAUGUAAUUUCCUUUUUUCAGACUAUCCCUGGCUCUUAAGUCACCCAUUUACUGCAAGCUUUAAAAACAGUUGGUACAUUGCUCUGUACCAGGUUAUAAAUGCAUUUUUUUCACUACUGCAUCAGAAAAAAGGGAAUUUCUUUAUUAGCAAACUGUUGUCUGGUGGAUACUCUUUAGAUAAACAACAUUUUUAGGUGUUUUGCUAUAUAAAUUCGUGGAUCUGCAGCAUAUUAUAUAAAUACAUAGUCAUCUUCCAGAUGCUUUUGAAAAUAUGUCAGUGCAAAAUUAUUCUGUGGCCAUUCUCUUCAAUGGGGAUUUUUUGUUGUUUUUCUUAACUGUUUUAAAGUCCUCAAACUGCAUUGGCCAACAAGGUUGUGUAUUGUGAUGCUGAGGUACUUUGAGGAUAUGUUUUUAAUGUCUAUUUAUUUCACUUCUCAAGUAGAUGUUUGUAUGUAGACUGAAAGCAGACAGUGCUAAUUAUGGAACCUCUCAUUAAAGUUGUAAAUGUUCUUGUUUCAAUUUCAAACCUAUGAUGGUAUUUAAGAGGCGCACAUCUUCAGGACACCAAAAACUGAAAUUAUGUAGAAUUUUGUAACUUAAAAAAACAAACCUUUAAAUAGUUCUUUAUUGAUCUGUAGAGAUGGCUGACUGCAUUUUGAGAUGGAAGCAUAGUGCAGCUGCAGACUUUUGUACAAAUCUAUGCAUGACAUAUCUAUGGAAGUUAAAAACUGUUGUCAUCAUCGGUUGUAGGACUAGGCCACUCUGCCAAUAUUUGUAAUCAUUUAUUAUUCAUUUAUUAUUGAUAUAAUAUUCAUCUUAGAUAAUCCCAGAAUGGUACAUUACAUUUUCCCACCAUUCUUUCCUUUUUUGCUUUGUUUAUUUUUUGUAUGUCUGUCGUUUACUUAGACUUUUAACAAUAUUAACUCUGAUGCUUCCACACUAUUUACUUCAGCACAUAAUGUGUUGAAUGUACUGUAUGAGAAAGGGAUUUUUUUUUUUUAAAUUUUACUAACUCCUUGCAUGUCACUACUAAUUAAAAGUCACUCUGUUUUUUAAGACUAGUACUAUGCAUAUGAUGUGUCUUUCUCUGUAUGGUGCAAUGGUUCACUCUGUAAGAUUGUCAAGUCCACUCAGUGUCUACAUGAGGAGGGUUGUGUAUGGUUGACUGUACCUAAUUACUUCUGCUUACCCAACAUUUCUUCUCAAACCACUUAUUAGGUUGUGACCUUUAGUGAACACAGCAUUUAGACAUGUUCUCUGGACUUAGGUUUUCAUAAAAAUAUUGUACUGUACAUUUUCAUUAGCUAAUGAUCUUUAAUGCCCAUGCUUGAGCCAGAAAAUAAUUUGCGGAAAUGCCUCUAUUUGUGUUAUACUGUGAAAAUGUACCUCAUUUUAAUGAUGUAUACCAUAGUAAAACUUUAUAUAUAUAUAUAUAUAUAUAUAUAUAUAUAAAGUUCAUUCUUUCAUAAACUGCUGUGUAUGCUAAGGUUAAGUCAGAUGUUUGUUUUUUUUGUUUUUUUUUUAACCAUAAGCAAAAUAUGGCACAGACCACUGUUUUGGUGUGACUAUUUUGCCCUCCAUGACCAACAGGAAUGAAACUUAAAGAUAGUCUGGGUUAAAUGCAGGGUGAUGAUACAAGGCACAGAAAAGCUGUAUGAUAAAUAUUUUAUACAAUGUUUAAACCUGUAGUUUGUUACAUGAAUUUUCAUUCUGUAGUGUAACUUACUUUUCAAGAGCUUUGGGAGCUCUUUCCUCCCAAUGCAUGCCAACAUACUGAACACCUUGUAUUGUCAUAGCAUGAGAGGUCCGCUACGUCAAAACGAACCUCUGGAUUAAUUAUUCUAUACAAACUGUAUGUGGUUUAUCAUUUGAAUAAAACAAGAUUGCCUUUCA